Lotus japonicus is the source of this 2091-nucleotide messenger RNA. RefSeq lists its product as uncharacterized. The coding region runs from base 482 to 1927 and encodes 481 amino acids. The transcript is spliced from 6 exons. Gene Ontology annotation, molecular function: RNA binding. Lineage: Eukaryota; Viridiplantae; Streptophyta; Magnoliopsida; Fabales; Fabaceae. The record is from RefSeq and is a predicted model, not a curated record.
CUUUUCUUUUCUCUCACUUUCUUCCCUAACCAAACAUACUCGUUGUAAUUGGCAGAAGCCAAUGUGCAACUGUGCAAAUUGCAGCAAGCUACCGCCACUGCAAUCAACCUUAGAGCCUUCCUGGAACCGCGAACCACCGUCGAGGCUCUCCACAGUCCGCUCCCGUUCACCUCCGUGAACCACACUCGAGGAGUCUCUGUCAGUCAUCCUCUGUGCCAAGGUUCACCGCAAUUUCGUGAUGGAUUCCGGCCACCAUGUUGGGUUGGGUUGGCCAUAUAGCCGCCGCAGCUGAGUAUGAAAGACAGGCCUUGUCAUGAGAUAUCUCUUUCCGCCGUUGGUUCUUCGUCGCCGUCUUUCGUGGGAGGAAGCGGUCAGGGCAUCUGUGAGGGAAGAAUAAGGCUCCCUAUUGGAAUUUGGAACCUGAUUAGUUGUAGGAACUUUGUUAUUGGUAGCCUCACCACAUUGAAGAAAGGUCACAAUCAUGGUGCAACGACAGAGACAUAUUUUCCCAAUUCUUCGGCACAUUCAUAAGGGAGUGGACCAUGUCUAUCGUUCAGCUCCAAACCUUUUCAUUUCUUGCAUAGGCUCUUCUUUUUCACAAGAUCAGUUACAGGGGGCGUCGACAACAACGUUGGCCAUUUCCUCAAGCCCUAUUUAUCGUUGUUACCAACAUCUGGUUUGUGGCCAGGCCCAGGAACCUACUUUUGGUCAUCGCCAUGAUUUAAAACCGUCUGCUUUCAUAGGGCACCUUAGCUUCCAUUCGGGUCCAUUUCUAAAGUGUAAUGAUAAGAUGGUAGAGCAACUUCAGGAUUCUGAAAAAUCACCAAGUGAUAGUUGUGCUGAUAAUGCCAAAGUACAGAGGAAAAAACUGAAGGGCAAACGAGCUGUUGUGAGAUGGCUAAAGUUCUUCAGAUUUAAGAAGAAGAAAGAGUAUGAAAGGAUGACAGCAGAGGAAAAACUUUUAUAUAAAUUGUUAAAGGCUCGGAAGAAAGAAGAGAGACUUUGUGAAGCUCUGAAGAAGAUUGAGCCUACAGAAACAUCAGAAAUAACCCAUGAUCCUGAGAUUCUGACACCAGAAGAGCACUUUUUCUUCUUAAAGAUGGGCCUCAAAUGCAAAAAUUAUGUGCCAGUUGGAAGGCGAGGAAUUUACCAAGGUGUAAUUUUAAACAUGCAUCUACAUUGGAAGAAACAUCAGACUUUGAAAGUGAUUAUAAAGACAUUUUCAUCGGAGGAGGUUAAGGAGAUUGCCACGGAGCUGGCGAGAUUGACUGGAGGUAUAGUGCUUGACAUUCAUGAAGAAAACACAAUAAUAAUGUACAGAGGGAAAAAUUAUUCUCAGCCACCAACAGAGAUAAUGUCUCCACGAAUCACUCUUCCACGAAAGAAGGCUUUGGAUAAAUCAAUUUAUAGGGAUGGUCUCCGAGCUGUGAGAAGAUAUAUUCCUAGACUUGAGCAAGAGCUCGAAAUUCUUCGGGCACAAAUUCAAAGCACUGGUGAAAGUACAACAGAGGCUGCUGAGGGAAUCCAAAAAAUUGACGGAGCGAGUGUUGAAUCUGGUGGUAUUUCAAAUUUAGAACCACAGAAUUCAGAUAAGCUUCGUGAGCUGAUAAAUGGUAACAUGGGGUGCCCGGAGGAUGAGACAGAUAUUGAGUCUGGAUUGGAUUCUUGUUCUGACACUGAUAAAUUAUCAGAUAUCUUUGAGACAGAUUCAGAUGUAGACGAUUUGGUGAAGGAGGAGAAACCUCUUUAUUUGGAUGAGUUUGACAAUUUUCCAGAGCAAAGUGAUGGAGAAUCAGAUGAUUUUGAGGAGCAUCUACGGCAAGUGUCCAACUCAGAAAACAUGAAAAAAGAUGUUGACUCACCUAAGUUUGAUGAAGUUGACAGGAUUUUUCUGCGUGCUGCGUCCUUUUUAAAGAAAAAGAGAUAAUAAGAAAUGGACAACUGUAAUUAUCGUACUGGAUUUAUAUUUUUUUGGAGAGGGGGGGCUUUCGGACAAGAGGAAAAUUGAGUUUUGUUUUAGCACAAGAGAAAUUACAUUAUGAUUUUACAUGUUUCUGAAAACUAAUUUUCAGGAUGCAAAAAUUUACAUUA